ACAAAAGGAAAAGGAAUGAUGCCGAGGAUUCUGGCACUUCUAAGGCUGAAAAAGUUGUUCCUUCUCAUCCGAAGGCAGCUUAUGAUCCUUAUAUUGAAUCCCUCGUCAGCUCUGAUGACGAGGAAGAAGUACCAACUGUUGACGUGGCUCCUCGGACAAGCACGUCACAUACUGUACUUGCCUCAGACACGCUAGUUGAAGGAGAAGAAUCCUCGCCUCCUCAACAAAACGUCGUCACCACAACUCCGCCAGCAAGCCCCCUUGCUCCUUCACCAAAAAGGACAAGGAUUGAAACAAUUGUUGAACCUGUUCCUCAAUUGGGCAGCUCGUCGACUCUGCUCUUAGAUGAUCCUAUGAUCAAAGAGCUUCUCCGCAUCGGAUCCCAAUUUAUUGGGUAUCGUGAGUAUGCUAGCAGAGCCGAAGAGAAACUUGCAGAGGCCAAUAAACGUGCCGACGCACUUGCUCAAAAACUUGAGCAGAGUGAGGCGGCUCGCAAGAAAGCCGAACUUGUUGCUAGCGAAGCCAAAGCCGAGGCUGAUGAAGCCAAAGCAAAAGCUGCUAGUGUCGAGGAACUGCAGAAAAGACUUGAGGAUGCUGCAUCUGCCUUAAACGAGCACAAAGCUGCACAAGCUUCUCAUGAACAGGGGAUCCUCAAGCGCCUGAAAUCACAAAGUCGACGCACUCACAACCAAACAAACCAAGAUUUUGAUCUGGAGAAUCCUGUCGAUGACCCUCUCCUUGACGCACUUUCCUAUCUGGAGCUUCAUGGGUCCGAAAUUCGUGAAGGCGUGGCAAAUGCUAAUGCAUGUUUGUCGGCGCUGUUCCCCUACUUCUUCCCGAAGAAAGAGGAGCCCCCGACUUUCCUUACCCUUGCCAAGAUGUUCAAUUCACCAGAAGACCUUGGACUGAAGAUGCGCCAAGAAAAUAUGAAGAUUGCUGUCGAAGGUACUGUUGCUCUGGUUGCUGACAGCCAACAGACUGUUGAUUGGACAAAAGUUGGCGACACCGAUCAGAUAGAGCAAUCAAGGUGGAGGUCCCUGAUUAAGGCAGCCAAGCCCAACACGAAGAAAAUCUUGGCUUAUCUCGGGAUCAAACCAGCUUCGACUCCUAGCUCAUCAAGGCCGGAGGUCUAGUUGCAUGCCUCUUUGUUUUUCUUUCUCUGUUUCUUUUGCUCUUGUCGCCAAAGUAGUUAUUUGGCGACACGUACUUCGUUAGCUCCAUUGUAACGCCUUUGUAAUUAUUCCGGAAGAUUAAUGAAGACUCUAUUUUUUGCUUGUUGAUUGA
Messenger RNA from Lolium perenne, 1284 nucleotides. The record is from RefSeq and is a predicted model, not a curated record. Lineage: Eukaryota; Viridiplantae; Streptophyta; Magnoliopsida; Poales; Poaceae.